Penaeus indicus is the source of this 2031-nucleotide messenger RNA. RefSeq lists its product as uncharacterized. NCBI's taxonomy places the organism in Eukaryota, Metazoa, Arthropoda, Malacostraca, Decapoda, Penaeidae. The record is from RefSeq and is a predicted model, not a curated record. Bases 146 to 1342 code for a protein of 398 amino acids. The transcript has 2 exons.
GCCAAGGUGCGACGCUCUCGCUCCUCUGACGUAAACAGUCUUGGCUCGGUGGCCGCCGCGGAAGCAUUAGGAAGGAGCGCUCCGGCCGUCGGGUUACUUGCGGCGCGGUUGCCGACGGAAGCGCAAGUCCUGCACGAAGGUCGACAUGAGAGUGGGAACGAGGGUCGCUGCCUGCCUUCUGGCGUCAUGUCUGGUGGCGCUCGGUGGGCCCCUCGUGGGCUGUGAGGCUUCUCCCGCCGGCGUGCCUGAGGCCCCUGCGGGUCCCAUGCCGCGGGAUGUGUCUACUGGGGAAGGCCGCACGCCCUCCGAAGGAAGCGGGAGAGUGGCGAAAAGAGAGGUGGGAGCGGAGGGGGAGCACGCGAAUGAGUGCCACGAAGUGGAAGUGUUGACCAACAAGACGUUUCAGCCGAUCAGGAACGUCAGGCAGUUGCACUACACCUUCUUCCUGCGGCCACGGCCGGAGUUUAAAGACAUCAAGUUCAACAUGAUGAUCGACAACCUGUGGAACCUGGCGCGGCCGUACGAGAGCUCUGAAUCCAUCGUGUUCUCGCUGGCCGACGUGGAGGAGGCGGCCGAGCGCCAGAGCUGGGUCGAGAUCACGGCCAACUACUUCAAGCACGAGGUGAUUAACGGCCGCGACAAGCACGGCCUGAGGGUGACCAUCGGGAACGUGACUCGCGAGAUGAUCUCCAGCCGCUGGUGGCGAACGCACACCUUCGAAGGGUUCCUUGUAUCCGCCAGGGGCCCCGCCACGUUACUCUUCGACUGCCCGCCGCAGGAGGUGGCCGCCCCCGUGCCCGUGCGCCACAUGAGGACGCCCGUGUUGAUGGGCGGCAUCCUGGUGCUGGCCUUCCUGCUGGUGGUCGUGCCCUGGGUGUGCUUCGUGUGCAGGAGGCGUGCCAACGCAGACCUCAGCGAAGCCCCGGACGUCCCGCCGCUCCCCAAGUCUCUUCAGCUCCUAGAGAAGAACAAGGUAAGCAAGUGCCCGGACCAGGACAACGUGUACGAGGAGUUCGACGAGGACACCCUCUCUCGCCUCCGUCAGAAGCUUUACCCUCAGAACCUCCGGGGGGAGAAGGAAGGCGCGGGAGACUCCGAGACGCCCGUGUACCAUCACUACGAGAAGCUGGGCAAGCCUCGUCCCCUCCUGCGGCAGAAGGCGGUGGAGACGACGGAGAAGAGCGCCCCGGCGGAGAACUACUACGAGAACGCCCCCACGAUGUCGCUGAGGGAGGAGAAGGAGAAGCUGAGGAAGGAGGACCGCCAGAGGAGCCUGAGCGAGAGCCACUACGUCGAAAUGCAUGGGAUUCUCAACCGGCGUUCGUUCGAUUUUUCGAAGUGAGCUGGGUCGAGAGGAAGGUGUGGGUUCGGGUGCCGUUAGAGGACUGGAUCUUCUUUCCUUUAUACUUUUGAUUCGAUUCGACGAAGGGAGUUGGGCGUGUGCGAAGAGGGUUGGAUCUCCUAUCGUUUCUAUUUAGGGUUGUUUGGGUUUGAAGGCGUGAUUGUAUUUACCAAGGUUCGUGUUUGUGUGUAGUAAGAGGGCAGAAAUAAGGCCUAGACCUUGGGUAGAACGACGAUCAUGAUUCUCCAAAAUAAGCAAUGGGAAACUGUGCCUUCGUUGUGUUUCAUGUUUGGUCUUGAAGCCACAAUUACCUCAUCACAAGCACGUAUUCAUACUCGGUGUUUAUGCGAACAGCCGGACCAACAAGAGCAUCAGAGACAAAACAAUCAGACACGAAGCAGAGAAUCCACAUCACCUCUACUUAUCCAAGUGAACAUGGACUGGAGGGGGAUAAUAUCAGAUAAAAGACAAGAUCCAAACAGGCGUAUUCUGACCGAAACCGGAUCUGAAGUCAGGUCAGCGUCCUCGGGCAAAGGAACAAACUGACCUGAACCCGACCAAGCCCUCUCGCCUGUCACCUCACACCACUUCCUUCUCAGAAGUCGACGGAUGAAGAAGCUUGUUGUGCGAUCAUACUCCUCCCUCUGUCAUGUUUUUAUUUUGUUUUCUCUUAUCACUCUAAGAAAAUU